CCAUCUCAAACAACCAACCAACCAACCAAACAAACAAACAAAAAACAGUUCUCAAAAAGAAAAAGUCCACCCCUGAGAGCUGUCAAGGGGUAAAGGUACCAAAUAUUCACUUUCAUCAGUAUAGUAAAUUCUCUUCAGAAGAUUCCAGGUGGCCCUUCUUGAACUCCUGGACUCAAGGGAUCCUCCUGCCUUGGCCUCCCAAAGCUCUGAGAUUACAGGUGUGAGCCAUCGCCAAGGUGGUCCUUCUGUUUCUCUCUUUGCCUCCUGCUCACCCACCCCAACCUGGACACAACCUCUCCCUCUGUGCCCUCCUGUCCCCUGGACCCUUGACUACCACACCUCCCUGGUCAUUUGGGCUCUGGGCUGAAUGCCAAGGCGAAGGAGGGGCCUUGGUGGAGUAGGUCACAAUGUGGCCUCUGUGAUGAGUCCCUGAUAUCACUGGGCUGGCACAGAAGACCCCAUUAGGCAUCAGUUUCCUCAGGGAGGCCACGGAACACAAAAGUAUCCUCUCUCCCUUUCUUUCUGCCUCUAGGCCAGGUUUUGGCAGUUCCAGUAGUGACCACCAGAACGACCUCUGUAAUAUGGUCAAAAUACACCCGGGAAUCUGCCACUGUCCCAGCAACUUUUCCAGAAAAUGCAACUGCUUAUCUGAGGUCCAGACGUGCUCUGCCUGCCUCCACAUGCCUGGCGAGUCUGACUGGUAUGACAGAUGCUUCAACAGCACCGUUGAACCCCUACAGAGGCCACAGGAUCCCAUGUCCAGUGAUGCUCUGAUAUUGUGGUUGGGACUCGAGGGAGUCAAGUCAGAGAAGGAGGUUGAGAAUAAGCAGCAGCAGCUGAUUAAAGCACCUCCCCCAUGCCCACUGGGCCAUGUGGUAUCCAACUACCGGUUCUGUGCAGUGGUGGGAAACUCAAGGUCUCUAUGGAGCUCUGGCCUUGGUUUCAGGAUUAAUCAACAUGAAGUGGUCCUCAGGACGAACCAGGCCCCUGUCCAAGGCUUUGAGGCAGAUGUGGGGAAUAGGACCACUAUGCGCAUUAUGUACCCUGGGAUUGCCAGCCCUCAGGACCCCGGUAUCCAACUACUGCUGCUUCCGUUGAAUUCAUCUGGUCUAGAUUGGUUCAUAAGUGUACUGCAUAAACAGACAAGCAUGUGGAAACAAAAAAACCCUGGGUAUGUCAGGGAGGGAGGUCACUGUAGAGGUGACAAAGGCGACUCCAAAGAUACCCUGGCUGGAUACUGGGGGACCCCCAAGGCUUACUUAAGGCUGAAGGCUGCUUGUCAAAUGACUCUGAAAUCCUCCCAAACCUCAGUUUCUUUUUAGAUUUCAGAUGGUCCAGGUUCCUGGUGGAACCAGACAGCAAAGAUAAGGUGAGGGCCCCAGGAAGGAAAGGGGAAAGUGGUAGGACAACAUGACGGUGGGUAGCCAUGGGACAGGCUUCAGGUCAGUCCCCUUCUCCAUCUUCCUAGGUGAUCAGCCUCUACUUCCUCAGGUAUAUCAAGGAAAGUUGACUGGAGAACCACAGUCAGUAUCCGUCCUUGGGGUUUGUGGCUCUGUUGUAUGCCUUGCAUACCUGUGACCAGGUAAGAUAUCUCCUGCAACUCACAGACUUUCACUCCUCUGCCACCCAAAAUUUCUGUCUUCUUGGCCGGGCAUGGGGGCUCACGCCUGUAAUCCCAGCACUUUGGGAGGCCAAGGCAGGCUGAUCACCUGAGGUCAGGAGUUCAAGACCAGCCGGACCAACAUGGAGAAACCCUGUCUCCACUAAAAGUACAAAAUUAGCCGGGCAUGGUGGUGCAUGCCUGUAAUCCCAGCUACUUGGGAGGCUGAGGCAGGAAAAUCACUUGAACCCGGGAGGCGGAGGUUGUGGUGAGCCAAGAUCGUGCCACUGCACUCCAAUCUGGGCAACAAGAGCAAAACUCCGUCUCAAAAAACAACAAAAAAAUCUGUCUUCCCAGGGACUUCCCGUUAAAUCUAAAACUUUCUGCCUGGCUUUCAACACCCUACAUGAUCUGAUCCCUCUCUUCUCUCCCAGACUCCCACACUGGGUUUCUUGGGGUUCCCCAGACAUACCAGCUGCCUCACGCCUUCUCACACCCUGCUCCCUCUGCCUGGAAUGCCCUUCCCUUGUCUCCAAGGGGAAUCCUCUCUUCUCUCAAUAUAUAAUGAAGAACAAUUAGUUGAUGCUCUCUUUUCUGGGCUCUAGGGUCACUAUGAGUAUUGAGAGUCUGUCUUCCUUGAAGAAGGUGAACUCCAUUCUCCCCCCAGCUCCAAGACGAAGCCUGGCACACUAGCGGUUGAGUGAGUGGUGCUGAAGGCAUGAUAGGUGUGCAUGGGGGCAGGCCGUUACCCCACCACCAUCUCUUGUCUUACCCCAUCUCCCAGGUGUCCUUGUUUGGUUUGUUGGUGGUCCCAUACCGGGAUGACAAAUAUUGGUUUGAGAGCACCAUGCAAAAUUUCCCAGCAGAAUACAGAUCAUCUUGAAACUGCA
Messenger RNA from Macaca mulatta (Rhesus monkey), 2490 nucleotides. NCBI's taxonomy places the organism in Eukaryota, Metazoa, Chordata, Mammalia, Primates, Cercopithecidae. The record is from RefSeq and is a predicted model, not a curated record.